Molecule: messenger RNA, 1080 nt
Organism: Ascochyta rabiei
Lineage: Eukaryota; Fungi; Ascomycota; Dothideomycetes; Pleosporales; Didymellaceae
Product: Palmitoyl-CoA hydrolase
Exons: 3
Coding region: 1-1080 (359 amino acids)
Biological process (GO): fatty acid catabolic process; acyl-CoA metabolic process
Cellular component (GO): peroxisomal matrix
Molecular function (GO): fatty acyl-CoA hydrolase activity
Source: RefSeq, a predicted model, not a curated record
AUGGGCACCCUCAUCCGCCCCCCGCCAGUCAACGAGAAGCAGUCUCACAUUGAAAAUGUCCUCGAGCUGACCGAGCUGACCGACAUCGACCCGGACCUCUUUACAAACACCCGCCCCAUGUGGCAUCCCCCCGGUGCAAGAGGCAUCUUUGGCGGCGCAGCCAUUGCACAGACCCUCAGCGCGGCCCAGAAGACGGUGCCUGCCGACUUCACCGUCCACUCCAUGCACUGCUACUUUGUCCUGGCUGGCAACGCCGACAUACCCAUCAUAUACCAUGUCGAGAGGGUGCGCUCCGGAAAGUCGUUUGCCACAAGAACGGUGCAGGCGCGACAGCGGGGCAAAGUCAUCUUCACAACCACCAUGAGCUUUGUGCGACAGAACAGCGGAGGAGAAAAAAUGGUCGAGCACGCCUACCCCAUGCCAGACGUGCCGGACCCAGCUGAAGACAAAGACGACUGGGAAUCCCACGGCGGCAACGACACCGGUCCGUUCCAGAGUCAGCGACUAGACAUUGAAAAUGACGAUUCGCCCUUUGCUCACACCAAAAAGUGCAGGCAGUGGAUGAAAGCCCGCGGCACCAUCUCUCCAGAAGGGGGACACGAAGCGCACCUCUCCGCCAUCGCAUACAUGUCAGACAGCUACUUCAUCGGCACCAUUGCUCGAGUCCACAAGCUCUGGCGCUACUCCACACAACGCAAGAGCAAGUCCAAGUCAAGCAUCGACGAAGACGUCCUCAAGAAGCUGCUUGCCAUGGACGAUGCAGAGCUGAAACGCCAGAAGUACUUGGACGAGGCAGACAUACAGCGCAUACGGAGCGUUCGAAACGGCGAGACCGUCAAGAAAGACAACACACCGGAGAUCGGCAUGAUGGUCAGCCUGGAUCACACAAUCUACUUUCACAACCCUCGCAGUUUCAGGGCAGACGAGUGGAUCUUCUCAGAGAUGGAGACAACGUGGGCUGGUGAUGGCCGCGGCCUUGUCUUUCAAAGAUUGUACACCCGCAGCGGCACCCUCAUCGCCAGCUGCGUACAAGAGGGACUGGUUCGCUUGCGUCAGACGGAGAGCACGCCCAAGCUCUAG